Messenger RNA from Aspergillus oryzae RIB40, 2532 nucleotides. Its product is annotated as putative C6 transcription factor. Gene Ontology annotation, biological process: DNA-templated transcription; positive regulation of transcription by RNA polymerase II. The coding region runs from base 1 to 2532 and encodes 843 amino acids. NCBI's taxonomy places the organism in Eukaryota, Fungi, Ascomycota, Eurotiomycetes, Eurotiales, Aspergillaceae. Gene Ontology annotation, molecular function: zinc ion binding; DNA-binding transcription factor activity, RNA polymerase II-specific; sequence-specific DNA binding. The transcript is spliced from 4 exons. The record is from RefSeq and is a predicted model, not a curated record.
AUGGCGACACAGCUUAACCCAUCCUAUACAAAGCCGCAGUUCACAAAUCCCUGGAGGAGUCCCUCAUCAAAGACGUCUAGUCAAUCGGAUGAAAUACCUGAUGGGCGCAUUGCACACACAUUGACUGCCUGUACUAGAUGCAGACAACGCAAAUCUAGAUGUGAUCCCGGGAUACCGCGAUGCUCCCCCUGUGAACGCAGCAAUGCAAAAUGUGUGUACUUCGAUUCCGCCCGAAAGUGUACCAUACCAAGGACAUACAUCGUUUCGCUACGUGAGAAAGCCCGUAUGUUGGAAAGGGAGCUGGAAGAGGCCGAGAAGGAAUUCCAGCAUGCAGCCGAUGCAGAAUUAAUGGUUCGCGGGGCUGGUCGCAUUCGGUUUAAGGAAAAUGACGAUCCAAGAUUUUUAGGACCGUCGAGUGGCAUUGCGAUUACUCGCUUAGUUAUGGAGAUGGCCAAACAAAAUACAGACUCAAAGAGCAUCAAGGAUGUUGUACCCGAAUUAACGGCACACGAAAUAAAGCAAGCGUUCGAGCAGGAAAGCUCGAAGCCAACAUCAAAAGUUUAUCCCAUCAUUAGCUCAAACCCGCAGCCGAGCCUCCCAGCGAAGCAUGUCACCUACAGACUUAUUGAUGUAUUUGUGGUCAAAGGUAUCCCAUUGCCCGUCAAAUUUAUUGUUGGCCUUCCCUACUUAUCUUCCCAUCUAAACUGCUUGUUGCGUGCUGACAUCUCGCUAGCACAAGCGAUGCUCCCAACACUGCACGAGCCUACAUUUCGCCAGGAUGUCGAAGAUGUUUUCAACGGUUCUAACGAUCCGUGCAAGAAUUUCCAACUACGAAUGGUGAUUGCUAUCAGAUUAGCCGACGGCUAUUACCUUGCUGCGUUACCCUUUCUAGAAGCCUCUCUGAGGCGGAUGGACCUCAGAGCUUUGCAGUGUCUAGUUUUGAUCGGCCAAUAUUCUUUGCUAACCCCGACAAGAACCGCCGCGUACUGGGUCGUUGGGAUAGCCGUCAAAUUAUGCCAAGAUCUGGGUCUCACUGAUGAAGCCACAAUCACUAAGUCGCCCAGCGGCGAACUGUUCAAUCCCUUGGAAAUAGAAAUGCGGAGGAGGCUCUUUUGGAUCGUCACCUCCAUGGAAUUUGGGCUAUCUCAUAGUCUUGGACGGCCCAGUUGCUAUUCUGUCAACCACGACCAUAUCCGUGUCAAGUUCUUUGAACUGAUAGAUGACAAGUUCAUUACACCAGACGGAAUCCUUCCGGGAGGGAAACCAAUACUACCUAAGUGUAUCGCGAUACACUUCUUCAAGAUGCGACUACUACAGCUGGAGAUAAGACGAACUCUCUAUCUCAAUAAGCGCGAUGCUCCUGUUGACGAUCAAGACCCAUGGUUUCAGCAAAUGCUCAAUAAACUUGAUUAUUGGGUAGCCUCUUGUCCAAAAAAACACGGAGGAAGUGGCUUGAGUGAGAAGUGGUUUCAUGGCAGGCGGAAUACUAUGAUUGUUUUCAUGUUUCGCCCCUCCCCUCAGGUACCGGAGCCUUCUGUUAGCGCUGCGCAGAAAUGCUACGAGGCUUCCGUCUUCAAUGUGGCAAUGCAACGAGAGCAAACUGCGAACCAAUCGGUCGAUCUAACCUGGAUCUUCACUCAAUCCCUUUUUAUGGCGCUGAACACUAUCCUUUGGUCUCUGUCAUACCCUGAGAUUCGAAGGGAGCAUCCCGUAGAUGAAGUUAAGCGCCACCUUGACGUAGCGUUAGAGGCCAUCGUGGUUGCUGCAGAGAGAUGGCCCGGCGUUGCAUCGGCGUUACUCCUAUAUAAGAGCUUAGUCGCGGCAUGUCUCAAAGCAUACAACACUGACGAAUCAUUUGUCGUUCAAUCUCCGUCCAAUCAUACAACACCAGCAUCGUCGCAGGAAGUUGCAACACCACCAUCCAUGUCAAGUCCUGCAAGCACCACAAUGUCAAUCCCUUCCCGGAAUAUCCGGGGUAUGAAUGCCUCAGUCCCUGACAGUUUGUCUUCGGGCACGUUGUCAAGAGGGCAUUCUGCAGAUCCGACGUUCCCAUUCUCAACCACGUCGCCUCCUUCGGAACCAAUAAAAGUGGCUCCGUAUCCGCUGUGGGAUCCUCAAGUGCAGCCGCAAGAGCUGACUUCCUCAAGUGUAACCCCGACCCCAUAUACCACCUCAUCGUUCGAUCCUACGAUUGUCGCUUGCUCUGACGGACGGUUUGAUCCAACCACGCCCUAUAACCAGUUUCCUUCCAUUGUGCCUGGUUUGCAAGGCUGGGAUCCUGAUUUUACCCUUGCCUCUACGACGGCAAGCCACCUUGCGUAUGUGGAAGCGACUGUUGAUCCGAUGAACUGGAUGGACUCUAUUGGUAAUCAGUACUCGCAAUAUUUCAAUGGGGCAUACCCUAUCCCAUCGUGGCGCGAGCGGACGCUCAGCCAACAAGACCAGAUUGAGCUGAUGACGAAGUUGGAAGAGAACAUUCCUGAUGUUUCUGCCCAACUUGUGCGGGAAUCUGCAACGUUUUACCAGUCCUAA